Messenger RNA from Danio rerio (zebrafish), 4113 nucleotides. It is a transcript of the gene stat1b, whose product is annotated as signal transducer and activator of transcription 1b. The record is from RefSeq and is marked validated. Gene Ontology annotation, molecular function: DNA-binding transcription factor activity; DNA binding. NCBI's taxonomy places the organism in Eukaryota, Metazoa, Chordata, Actinopteri, Cypriniformes, Danionidae. Gene Ontology annotation, biological process: signal transduction; regulation of DNA-templated transcription; epithelium development. Gene Ontology annotation, cellular component: nucleus; cytoplasm.
UAGUCUACGCGUAUUUUAUCUGCUUAUCCCGAGAUACACUCCUUUAGUGACUUGACUAAACGUCCACGUUGAAAGGUAAUACAUGUUAUGCGUUUUAUAUGAGUUUGUUCAUGCAAAAUGCUAUGGGAAAGCUGGAGAUAAUGAAAUGCCACGUAAAGCAGCUUUUUGUUUAUAAUGUAAUGAAAUAUUAGUGAAUGUCAUAUCAUGUAAUUUGUAAUUUCAUUUCAUACAUUUUAGAAAAUGAAAACGUUUUAAAUAAGUAAAUUAAUUGCAUAGAUUAGAAGCUUUAGGGAUCUCUUAAAAUAAUUUUCUGCUGUAGAUGGCUAUUUCAUUUUCUCAUAUCUUUUGAUCAUAUCUGCAUGACUUUUAUGCAAAAGAUUUUAUAUGCAUGGGCUUGAUGGCUAUUAAACUUUUUUACAAUUUACAAUGAGUUAAAAAUAAAUCAAACAUUUUAAAUUGUAAAGUUAUAACUACUUUUAAUUAAAUUAUUAAUUAAAAUAAAUAAUAUUUUAUAAAAGUCCCAUUUAUUGUGAAAAAUGUAUAUAUGUAUUUAUAUUCACAACUGGUCAAAAGUUUGGGGUCAGCAGGAUUUUAAAAUGUUUUAAAAUAAGCUUCUCCUGCUCACCAAGGCUGUAUUUAUUUCAUCAAAAAUACAGUACAAAUAGUAAAAUUGUGAAAUGUUAUUGCACUAUAAAAUAACUGUUCAAAAGUAGUUUGUCAUUUAAUUUAAUUGUUUAUUCCAGUGAUUUUAAUGAUGAAUUUCCAGCUUCAUUACUCCAGUCUUUAGAGUUCCAUGAUCCUUUAAAAAUCUCUCUAAUAUUAUUUUAUUAUUAUUAUUACUGUUAUUAUUAUUAUUAUUAUUAUUAAUGGAAAUAAUAUUAAAAGCAAUAAUAACUAAAGUAAUAAUUUCAUAAAACAAGGUGCUUGGUGAGAAAUGUCAACGCAGAGAGGGUUGCAUAACGGGUUGCAAUUUUAUGUUUGCAGAUGACGCUCUGGAACCAGCUGCAGCUGCUGGACUCAAUGUAUUUGGAGCAAGUGGACCAGCUUUACGAUGAGGCUUUCCCAAUGGAGAUCCGACAAUAUCUAUGUCACUGGAUUGAGAGUCAUGACUGGGAAUCCAUUGCAAGUAAUGAAUCUCUAGCCAUCGUUCGCUUCCAUGAGCUCCUGAACCAACUGGAUGAGCACUACAGCCGUCUCAAUCUGGGAAACAACUUCCUCUUACAGCAUAAUAUACGCAAAAUUAAGCGCAAUCUACAGGAGCACUUCCAAGAGAAUCCUGUUUACAUGGCUAUGAUCAUAUCCAGCACUCUGAACGAGGAGAGAAAGAUACUGCAAGUUGCCCUUAGUUCUCAAGGUAAAGGUGACUCCAUGCAGGGGAACAUCAUGAUGGAACAUCAAAAUGAGCUGGUCAAUAAAGUGAACAAUUUGAAGAUGAGUGUGCAGGAAAUGGAAAAGCACGUUCAAGCUCUGGAGGAUAUGCAAGAUGAUUACGACUUUAAUAUGAAGAGCCUACAGAGUCGAAUUGAAGCUGAAGGUGUGCAAAUGAAUGACCCGAUGCCAAAAGAGAUCCAGCAAGAGGAGAUGGCAAUUAAGCGAAUGUUUACUGUGCAAGGCAUAAAAAGAGAGGUGGUGAUGAAAGAAAUCUCUAAUGUACUGACGUUAGCAGAGCAGAUCCAGUUCACUCUGAUAACAGAAGAGUUACCCGAGUGGAAGAAGAGACAGCAGAUGGCUUGUAUCGGAGGACCACCUAAUGCGUGUCUGGAUCAACUGCAGAACUGGUUCACGGUGGUGGCAGAGUGUCUCCAGCAGAUCCGUCAGCAGCUGAAGAAAGUUCAGGAACUGGUCCAGAAAUUCACCUACAGCAACGACCCGCUAAAUCUAGGAAGGGGCCAGCUGGAUGAACAGGCCAUUUCACUCUUCAAAAGCCUCAUAUUAAAUUCUCUUGUGGUGGAGAGGCAGCCCUGUAUGCCAACACAUCCUCAGAGACCCUUGGUAAUAAAAACAGGAGUUCAGUUCACCGUCAAGAUCAGGUCACUAGUCAAACUCCCUGAACUGAAUUGUCAACUGAAAGUGAAAGUUUUUAUUGACAAAAAUUUAACAGAGAGGGACACAAUAAAAGGAGGUAGAAAAUUCAACAUAUUAGGGACGAAUACUAAAGUUAUGAACUUAGAAGAAUCCAGUGGAUGUCUAGCAGCUGAAUUUCGUCAUUUGCAAUUAAAAGAAAUGAAAACUAGCAGAACCAAUGAGACGCCUCUCAUCGUUACAGAGGAGAUGCACCUACUUAGCUUUGAAACUCAACUUAUUCAGCCAGAGCUGAGUGUUGAUUUAUCGAUCAUAUCACUUCCUAUUGUGGUGAUCUCACAUGUCAACCAGUUACCCAGUGCCUGGGGCUCAAUCUUAUGGUACAACAUGCUCAGCGGUGAACCACAUAAUCUGACGUUCUUCUUGAAUCCGCCACCGGUGAAAUGGGUUCAGCUUUCAAAGGUCAUAAGCUGGCAGUUUUCUUCAGUCAGCAAACGAGCGCUGACCUCAGAUCAGCUGAGAACAAUAGCCGACAAACUUCUAGGUCACAAAGCCCAAGGUGACCCUGAGGGACUCAUCCAGUGGAGUGCAUUUUGUAAGACGUCUCCUAAUGAGAGAGGUAUACCAUUUUGGUUGUGGAUAGAUGGAAUUCUGGACCUUAUUAAAAGACACCUGCUCAACAUCUGGAAUGAUGGGUAUAUUGUAGGGUUUCUGAGUAGAAAGCAAGAGAAGGCUAUGCUGAGAGACAAAGCUCCAGGCACUUUCCUUCUGCGCUUUAGUGAAAGCUGUCGAGACGGAGGAAUCACCUUCACAUGGGUGGAAGAAUCACAAGAUGGUGAACCCAAGAUCCAUUCGGUGAAGCCCUACACUAAAGCAGAUCUGGCAACCAUCUCCAUGCCAAACAUUAUCCGUGACUACACACUUGCUGCUCCAAUGAAGGUUCCAGUGUAUCCCCUCAUCUACCUUUACCCGAACAUCCCAAAAGAUGAAGCUUUUGGUCGCUACUAUACCAGUGAAUCUGAAGAUUCAGAAGACAUGGAGACAGACAAACCCAUCAACUCAGAUGCAAAUCCAUACUUAAGGAGACAUCUGAUGCAUGUGUCUGAUAAACCUGUUGCAAGACCCGUUGCAAGGUUUUAGGAGGAUAUCACUGUACCAAAGUCUACUCCACAGAUGCAUCUACAGAAGCCCACACUCAUAUUUUCUUUGGAAGAGGAAAAUACAGUAAUACCAUUCAUAGGAGUACAGAAUUUACCAGAAAACUAUAAUGGACAACAUAAAUAUCUUUGCACAGGUCUUCUCUGUACUAAAUUAGUGAUCUGCUACAUUUAUUUAAAAUUGAUCUGAAACAAAGAGACAUUUCCUUCCUUUCCUAUUGUUGUUGUUACACACACACACACACACACACACACACACACACACACACACACACACACACACACACACACACACACACACUUAAAUGUGAAUAUAACUUUCAUGUUGUUGCUAAGAUUUUUAUUAAUAACAUUUGGUGAGUUUGUGGAUCUGUCAGCCACAUAUUGCCGGCACGGAUAUUUUCAAAUACUAUGAAAAUCUUUUUUUGUGAAGACAUUUUUUUGUGAAAAGGACAUUUUUCUCCAUCGAGUGAAGCACUUUAUUUUUGCACAUCACAAAAUCUUUAUAUACCAUUGCCUUAAUUGCACAUGUACAAACCAACAUGCUUCAGUCUAACAGAAAUGAACAACAUCCUACCUGCUACAGUCAAAGAAACUGGACACUGAAUCCAAGCAAGCAACAUUUGUUUCUAUUGCUAUUUUCGCUCUCAAAUAUAAUCUGAUUGAGCAAACUGUAUAGUACAUUGUAUUUGAUGUGCCAUCCAGAGGGAAACCCCCAAGCUCAUAAUAUAGAGAGAAACCAUAGAGCAGAGUUGGCUGGAUAUGCAUCAGGGUAUCAAGUUUGGAUGAUUACAUAAACGAGUUCCACCUGUGCCAGAUUGGCUGAUUAUAUCAUAAUGCUCCUACCAAACCAUGUUAAAAAAUAUCAUUGAACAUAAGACAGUGUUACAUAAUGUGAUGUACUAAUAAAGAUUCCUGCCAUUUUAUACUUACA